Messenger RNA from Peronospora farinosa, 375 nucleotides. NCBI's taxonomy places the organism in Eukaryota, Oomycota, Peronosporomycetes, Peronosporales, Peronosporaceae. The record is from the annotation of a GenBank genome assembly.
AUGAUCGAGGAGGAAGACUGGUCCAAGGAGCAGGAGGCUAACCGCAAGCCCGGCCAGAAGCACCCGACACCGUCACCUGGUUUUGCUGAUCGCGUGUUUUACGAGAGUCUAUUGCAGCAACGGGCAGACAGCCACAUGGCCCAGAAAUGGUGUCUUGAACACGGUGUACUCAAAUGGGCGGAGGCCGAGGCGCUCUGCAAGAAAAUGGGUGUGACCUCUAAUGUGGUGGGUCUUUCCAAGUCGGUCAAGAUCAAAAAACAGAACAUUGCGUCAUCUACCACUGACAGUCGUCGGGUGCACAACGAAACGACUACUGCAGAGAUCAUGGGGAUUUCAACAAGUAGCGUUGAAGGGUUGGGACUGGGGACUUUGUAG